AGUGAACUCUGAUGAAUGCUUAAUGACAAGAAUGCAAGAGAUGUCACUUAACUACCACUUCAAAGUGGAGCAAGAAGUUGGUUCUUCUACACAUGCAUUUUUUGGCUUCAAUGGGACUGCUGGAGUUUGGCGAAUGGCAGCACUUAACGAGGCUGGAGGAUGGAAAGAUCGUACCACAGUGGAGGAUAUGGAUCUAGCAGUUAGAGCUAGUCUUAAAGGUUGGAAGUUCUUAUACCUUGGUUCAAUAAAGGUUAAGAACGAAUUGCCUAGUUCAUUGAAAGCAUAUCGUUACCAACAACAUCGAUGGUCUUGCGGUCCAGCAAACCUCUUCAGGAAAAUGAUUUACGAGAUCAUGAUAAAUGAGAAAGUUACAUUGUGGAAGAAGCUACAUGUGAUAUAUAGUUUCUUCUUUGUAAGAAAGAUAGUGGCUCAUAUUGUUACUUUCGUGCUCUAUUGUGUUGUAAUUCCUGCGAGUGUGUGGAUACCUGAAGUCGAGGUUCCGACUUGGGGUACGAUUUAUAUCCCAACCGUCAUAACCAUUCUGAAUGCUGUUGGAACUCCAAGGUCUUUUUAUUUGGUGGUAUUUUGGAUAGUCUUUGAGAAUGUCAUGGCCCUCCAUCGAACCAAGGCUACAUUCAUCGGAAUUUUGGAGGCUCAAAGAGUGAAUGAAUGGGUUGUCACUGAGAAGCAUGGGGGUGCUUCCAAGGCUAAAACUGUAACCAGGCAACAUGGAAGACUAGGCUUCAAACUAAGUGAAAGGUGCACAAUCUUAAUAAUAGUA
This is a messenger RNA of Lactuca virosa, 781 nucleotides long. Lineage: Eukaryota; Viridiplantae; Streptophyta; Magnoliopsida; Asterales; Asteraceae. The record is from the annotation of a GenBank genome assembly.